AACUUGUAUUUAUGACUAAUCUAUUCAUACUCCGGGGAUUUAACUUGUCAAUCACAAAAAGCAAACAAAAAACAAAAAAACUUUCUGUCAUUUUGACGUUGACACCCUAUCCAGAAAAAUUGGGCUACCACCCUCUCCAAGAAUAUUUUUGAUCAGCAAGUGGUCGCUUUCUCCAACUUCAUCCUCCUCAUCUUCUAUCAUCCUUGAUCAAGGUUGGAGAAAGACUGGAGGUCAAUACACAGCCGGAGGGGAUGAGAUGUGACCCCGUCGGGGCCAACGACCGUGUUGAUUCGCUUGUGAGAUUUCAAGACAUCUAUUGGUGAAGAUGCGGGGAGGGGAUUCCUCGGCAACCUGCUUUAGGCAAUCUAUAAAGCAAGGUCAGGUCAUACUUCCGGAUUGCCAAGACAUUGGGAUUGCAUGACUCGUGGCCCACACACCUUCAGAUCGGUUCAGAGAAGCAAGUACCCUUGAGUUUUUAGGAUGUGGAGGCAACUUGCUGCUGGGGCGUUAAUUUUUCUUGGAGUAACUUUGUUCUUGGAUGGUGCAUUUGCUCAAAAUAGACCAGCUAACUUAGGUGACCUUAUUACUAUAAUUCGAUAUCAAAAUUCUCCAUGCAAAGGAAUAUCUGGUGAUGAAGGAAUAUGUUUAAGUGAUGCCAACGAUUGUGAUCGAAGAAAAGGAACUAAUAUUGGAACAUGUGCUCGUGGUUUGAGUACUUGCUGUCUGUCUAAAUUUACAUGUGGUGAUAUUACAAGUCAAAAUGAAACGGUGUUUGUAAACAGAAAUUACCCAAAUCAAGAAAAUGGUACAGACACAUGCCAAGUGACUAUCGAAAAGCCUGAUAACGUUUGCCAAUUGAGAUUGGAUUUCCACGAAUUUUUCUUGUCCGAACCUGAUGAUAUGGGUUUGUGCACGACAGAUUCCUUCAUGGUGCGUACCACAGUGGGAGAAAGAUUGCCAAUUCUGUGCGGAGAAAAUAAAGGACAGCACUUGUAUGUUGACAUGGGGCGUGGCUCAGGAAAUCCAGUUGUGUUGAGUGUUGUAAGUAAUGGUGACAAAAUGUCUCGAAGAUGGAAAAUCAAGAUUUCAAUGAUAGAAUGCGGAAGUCUGAAUAUGGCUCCAGCAGGUUGCCUUCAAUACUUUAGGAACCCGAGCGAUGUUGUAAGGAGCUUUAAUUAUGGAGCUAGAGCAGAAGGUCAAGUGCGCUAUCUGAGCAAUUUGCGCUACACCUCCUGUGUCAGAGUGGAAGAAAAUUUCUGUUCCAUUAAAUGGGAAACCGAAACUAUAGGGUCCUUCUCUUGGGGUGCUCCCCACGACGGUGGAGCAAGUGGCUCAAUCUGUAAUGAAGACGAUUUUGUUGGCAUUGAUCAAGGCUCAGAGGAUGGAAUGGGACCCGGAGAAGAUCGUUUCUGUGGCACAAAAUUACACGACAGAGAUUUACUCAUCUCCCGCAGUAAGCCAUUCAUGCUACGAGUGAAAAGCAACAGUGAUGCUUCUACGAAUGCCAACAAUUCACAAUAUGGAUUCUCACUACGAUAUACUCAGCUGCCUUGUAUGAUUUGAAUCUAGAAAUAUUAUUCUACGAACUCAGGUCUUCUAAAUUAUUUUUACCACCAACUGGAGCUGGAUUUCUCCAAAAAAAAGGCCAUCAAGCAAAACAAAAUCAAUCGAUGAACUAUUUAUGAAUCAUUUUAUUUAAAUUAUUCAUCUAAUUUAAUCAUCUGUAUUUAUUCUCAAACUGUGAUGGAAAAAAACCCUCUUAUUAGUUUAUUUUCGGUGUUGCAUAUGCAAAUGCCUUUUAGAAAACAAACAAUUUUCUUCAUUUAAUAAAUUGCAAAACAUUCUACGCUGCUAAUAGAGAAAUAUUUAAACAUUUUACGAAACUAAUGAAUCUUUAUAAACUAAGCACACAUUUCAUUAAUCAUUAAAAAUGGUUAAGAAAACAAGUAAUUUUUUUAAGUUGUAAUGAAAAUUUAAGCUUCAAUUGUUUGUUUUCUAACAGUAAUUAUUUAUUAAUCAUGUCACAGUUUGGGAUUCAUGUGUAAAAUAUUGUAUUGAACUGCAUUAAAUAUUUUUUUUUGUUUCAUUCCCAUUCUUCAUUGAUUUUUUAUGAUUUUAUAAGUGCCCAUAUAAUUUAUUGAAGGGAGUUUAUUUGAAAGAAUAUCGUUCAUUAAUUAGAAAAAUGAUGAAAAAAAUCAUUGAAGAAAAACCACCAAAUGUUCAGUUUAAACGAAAUGUGUUUUGUGUUAUUUUGUUGCAUUUAAAACUUACAUGUUUCUUGUGUUUUAUUCAUUCAUCAUUAAAAGCGAUUCAUUUUCUC
Parasteatoda tepidariorum (common house spider) is the source of this 2320-nucleotide messenger RNA. RefSeq lists its product as uncharacterized. NCBI's taxonomy places the organism in Eukaryota, Metazoa, Arthropoda, Arachnida, Araneae, Theridiidae. The record is from RefSeq and is a predicted model, not a curated record.